Cannabis sativa is the source of this 1024-nucleotide messenger RNA. RefSeq lists its product as uncharacterized. The transcript has a single exon. Gene Ontology annotation, biological process: root development; shoot system development. The record is from RefSeq and is a predicted model, not a curated record. NCBI's taxonomy places the organism in Eukaryota, Viridiplantae, Streptophyta, Magnoliopsida, Rosales, Cannabaceae. The coding region runs from base 56 to 898 and encodes 280 amino acids.
AAGGAAAAUUUUGCAACUUAUCACAUUCAAAACUUUUAGCCAAAAAGAAGAAAACAUGGCUGCCUUAAAAUCCAACCUUCAUGUCCGCUCAAACAGCUUGCCAUCCAAAUCACACCCUGUUAUCGAAGAGUGCAGUGGCCAUUUGUUGAGAAUAGGAUGUUCUGAUGCAACCUCAUCAUCAUCUUCCAUUGCCCACCAACUCAGUGUUCUUGAGGAUUUGCACAUUUGUGUUGAGAAAUUGCUUCAGCUACCCCUAACACAACAAGCCUUUUCCCAAGGCCACCAAGAGAAAUGGGUUGAUGAAUUAGUGGAUGGAUCUCUUAGGCUCCUGGACUUGUGCAGUGCAGCCAAAGAUGCAGUCUUGCACACAAAGGAAUGUGCACGAGAUAUUCAAUCAACAAUGCGUAGAAAAGUUAGUCUUGAGAAUGAGAUUAAGAAAUACUCAGCCUCAAGGAAAGUAGUAAAAAAGGCAAUCCAAAAGGCCUUGAAAAGUUUGAAAGGUGUUGAAUCAAAAUACUUAGCCUCUACUUCCACCAAAGAUAGUGAAACUGCUGCUUUGGUUAGUGUUUUGAGAGAGGUGGAGGCUGUCAGUCUUGCAGCAUUUGAGUCUUUGUUGUCCUUUAUUUCUGGACCGAAGACACAGUCUAAGCUUGGUGGCUGGUCUCUAGUUUCCAAGCUCGUGCAAAGCAAAAGAGUUGGCUGCGACGAAGAUGUUGUAAAUGAAUUCGCAAGGGUGGACGCUGUCCUUUUAACUCAGGAGACAAACAAAGCUGACCAAGCUAUGCUAGAGCUGAAAAAUCUCGAGAUGUGCGUUCAAGACUUUGAACAAAUGCUAGAAUCCUUGUUCAGACGUUUAAUCAAAACCAGAGUUUCCUUUCUCAACAUCCUCAACAACUAAUCUUAGAAGAUCAUAUGUAUAUUUGUCCACCAUGGACAUCCAAAAUUUUGAUAGCAUAGAUGAAAUAUGUUCGCAUACACUUGUAAAUAUUGACAGUAAUUUCAAAAGAUUCAUUUUGUCCAUUUG